Molecule: messenger RNA, 1128 nt
Organism: Eremothecium gossypii ATCC 10895
Lineage: Eukaryota; Fungi; Ascomycota; Saccharomycetes; Saccharomycetales; Saccharomycetaceae
Gene: COG1
Product: Golgi transport complex subunit COG1
Exons: 1
Coding region: 1-1128 (375 amino acids)
Source: RefSeq, marked provisional
AUGGCGGCCACUACUGAAGAGCUCUUCACCACAUGUUCGAUUGCAGGAGUGCGGGACACGAAGCUUCAGCUCUCGCAGCAGCUGGCGAGAAGCCGGGAGCAACUCAAUCACCAACUGCAGGCGUCUUAUGGCGAGAUACUGCACGUAUGUGGGCAGGUUACAGAGCUCUACCAGGCCAGCCGUGAAGUGGAUGGGAAGUUCAUGGACCUCUGCUUCAAUGACCCUGAUUACAAGCUGGGGCAGCUGCAGGAAGUGUGGCAGGAAGAUGUUGCGCGCGGGUUUCGCCUCUCCAGUGGGCCUCGGGGCGUCGAAGAAAGCUUGCAGAACACAGAGGAGCUAUUGGAGUUGGGCCAGUGGUCGGCAAGUAUAUCAGCGUUUGAGCGUAGUCCGGGACCGGCUACGCUAGAACUGCUGCUGGAGCACUUUCGCGUAGUGGCUGCCCGCACACAAGCGCGCACUGCGCUCGUGAGCCGCGGCUGCCGCAAGCUGGAGGCCUUUCUGGUAGAAGGUGUGCCCCGCGCCUUGGGCACAAAUUUGUACAUCGAUCUUUACGAACUGUUGGAAGCGUUCCCGCACCAUGCCUUCGGCACCGCAGUGCUGAAUGCUAUACUGGAUUGCCUACUUGUAGACCAUCGCGACGUGCUUGCGGACAAAUCCCGUCAGGUCCAGCUCUUCAUCAAGCGCCCGGAGUUCGUCGCCGGUAUUCGCCAGAAGCUACGUCGCGACCUGGACGCCGAGCUGUCGCGCUGUCGCGCUGCUUGCACACGCACCGACGAGCCGGCAUUUUCUCCCUAUGACUGCAGUGCAAUGGACACAGAUACAGCGCGCUUUGUCUUCGACCUGGUUUACUAUGACAAGGGCCUGACCACAGCGGCCCGCGUAGAAAUCGCUGAAUGCAUUGACAACGCUAUUGCAAUGCUGACAGAGCUCAAAAACUUUGAGACUGAUGGAGCCGUCUUGGACAAUCUUCGGGAUAAUUGGAGACUUUUGCUGCGCAAGGAGCUGGACGGCUAUCCGCCCUCCGCGGAUACCCCCGCUACAGCUGACGUGGUUGAUGAAAUUGUAGCAACAUAUACUACGGAUAGGUACCGUAGUUUAUUAGAGGAUAAGCUGCAGCUUCUAGAAUGA